AUGCAGUGGCCUACCAGGACAAGACCUUGCCUGCAAUACAAAUUCAGUUCUUUCUGCCAGAACUCGCUGAGACUUGAGGGGCUCGUUUCAGAGGUAGCAUCAAGACCAACGUCGGGUUACCACUCAUAUACUUUUGAAGUCUUUGAGAAGCUCACUGGUAUGCUCUCUGAAGGACAGCCCGAAUUCAAAAACACCUGGAGAGAUAUAAAUUCAGUAUGGAUCGCACACCGGAUAAGAUACAGUUCACCGCCACUGGGCUAUGAGCAUAUGUUGCACUAUGCUGAGACUGGUGUCAGCUAA
This is a messenger RNA of Aspergillus luchuensis, 300 nucleotides long. RefSeq lists its product as uncharacterized. Lineage: Eukaryota; Fungi; Ascomycota; Eurotiomycetes; Eurotiales; Aspergillaceae. The record is from RefSeq and is a predicted model, not a curated record. The coding region runs from base 1 to 300 and encodes 99 amino acids. The transcript has 5 exons.